CAAAUAUUCUAGAAGCUAAACGUAACUGGUUUUUAUUAUUUAACAUUACGAGAGAUAAUUUUAGUAAACGAAAUAACUUCUAUGAAUGGAUGUUUAAAAUUAUUUUUUAAAAAAUAAGAAGGAUUUGAUUGGUUUAACAUCUAGAACAUUUGCUGCGUUGUGUGAACUAUUUUUAGAAGAUAUUUUUGGCUGGCACACAUCAUCAUCAAGAUGGCUGAGAUACAAGGGUGGCAAUCAAUGACAACAUCGAUAUUCGAUCGAACUUCGUAUCUGCUUAGAAAGGGAAUGUAUUCAGAUGUAAAAAUAAUUACGGGAAGAAGUAGUAAUAAAAAGUGUUUUGAUGUCCACAAAUUGUUUCUAGCUAUGGCUAGUGACGUAUUUGCUGCCAUGUUUUAUGGUUCUUUAGCGGAAAAUAAAUCUGAAAUCGAACUUCCUGACGAAGAUGCGGAUACGUUCGAAGCCGUACUUAAUUAUAUAUAUUCAGAUCUUUGGGAGUUAUCAUCCGUCUCUCGGGCUCUGCAAGUGUAUAGAUUUGCAGAACUUUAUAAUAUGCCCCAUCUCAAAGAACAAUGUAGACGUUACAUAAAAGAUAGUAUACAUUCGUCAGUAUCAUGUGCUGUCUAUGAUAUGGCAUCCCUUCUUCGAGACGACGAUCUGAAAGAGAUUAGUUGGCAAAUGAUUAUCCAAGAAACUGUAGAUGCUCUUCAAUCGGAUGAUUUUUUAACCAUUACUCCAAAUUCUUUAAAAGAUAUAGUGCAGCAUGAUAAUUUAAAUAUUUCCGAAAUCGAACUGUUCCAGGCUAUAAUGCGUUGGACUUGGUUUCAAUGCGAACGUUUGUCGGAACAACAGCAAAGGGAAAUGGAUGAAGUGACUUCUCAUAGCACUUUGCGCGAUUUGACUGAUGAUCUAUUACCAUACGUCCGUUUUUUAGCGAUGUCCCCAGAAGAGUUCACCAACGGUCCAGCAAAAAGUGGAAUUUUGACAUCUGAUGAAUCAUUCGCCAUCCUCGCUACAAUAGUUAAUCCCGGAUCUACAAUGUUACCAGCUUGGUGUAGUUCUGACAAAAUGACAAGAUGUGAGGGCUCUUCGAAAGAAAACCAAACUACUCAAUCACUCAUUACUGCUAGGUGUACCAAUUGGUUUUCUAUAACGGAGCACUUAAGACCGAUUCGAGCAAAAUUUAAAAUACGACAUAGAGACGUUCAUCUUUUAGGGGGAACUUUUUUCUUACAGUCGCGAUCGUCUCGUUAUAACACAAUUUCUUUCGAUUUUAAAGUAAUUGUGGGUGAAGAUCCAGAGAGAUUGGUUUCUGUAGUCCAGUACGAAGAUUUCUGCAUAUCUGGAAGGGCAAAUCAUCGCAUAAUGCUUUCACAGUCCGUAUAUUUAACGGAGGGGGACGUUUGUUCUAUGAUUAUUGUAUUUAAAAAAGGUGACGAACCAAGUUGGAAUUUCGUGCAAUGUGUUGGAAGUUUAGUUCCAGGUAUUUUUUCUGUUGAUGGUACAGAAUUUCAAAUGUAUCAUGUCGAUGAUGGAGAAUCGCAUUUUCAUGAAAUUUAUCUAUCACCCGCGUAAUAAAUAAUAAUAAUAAUAAUAAUAUUUUUGUAUCACAUUUCAGUUGUAUUUAAAGCAACAGAAAUAAUUAUUUUGUAACAGGUGCUUAAAAAUAAAUCUGCAUUAACAGAAAGAUUAUUUAUAUUUAAUGUUAAGAAAUGAUUGUAUGAAACUGUAAUUGUUAAUUGGUCGCUUCUUAAGUUUAUAUGAUUUUACAAUUAUAAAAUAGAAAUAUUUGGAAAGUCAUAUAGAUUAAUAUUAACUUUAAGUAACUAAGACAACAAUAUUGUACAAUCAGUUCGAUAUUGUUAUACUUGUUAUUACUAGUAUCAAUAUUGAUUCAUUUUAUAAAUUAUAAUAUGCAAGUUAGCAUUAAAUAUGAAUUUUAAUAAGAUAAAUGCGGAUA
Messenger RNA from Centruroides sculpturatus (bark scorpion), 1957 nucleotides. Its product is annotated as BTB/POZ domain-containing protein 3-like. Lineage: Eukaryota; Metazoa; Arthropoda; Arachnida; Scorpiones; Buthidae. The record is from RefSeq and is a predicted model, not a curated record. Gene Ontology annotation, molecular function: protein binding. The transcript has 4 exons. Gene Ontology annotation, biological process: neurogenesis. Gene Ontology annotation, cellular component: P-body; cytosol. The coding region runs from base 211 to 1572 and encodes 453 amino acids.